UCUUCGUACUGCCCGCUUAGUAGUUUGGGAGCACCCAGCCAAUCUAGCCAAUCUCAUGUGUAGGAUAAUAGAAACAAACAAUAAGCUAUGCAUGUCCUUGGGUUAUUCAUCCUAAUGCUUUGAGGGGCUGCGAACGUUACCUGGCUCCCAAGGAACAUCCCUCAAGGAUAGGAGCUUGGCUUGCAAGUCCAAGAACCCUCGCAUCUACCAGCGAGAUACGCGCUUGGCGCAGGCAGAAACGGGCGCCGGAGGUCCUACGCUUUUUGCCAUGGCGCACGUCAAGCUGCGCCCGCUGGUCGGCCACGACAGCUCAACCUCACAACCUGCAUUUAUUGACCCUUCUACACCCGACACAGGGCCGCCGAGUAGGCCGCCUAGCGUCCUCUCGCCAACGUCGCGACACAAGCCAAUGGUGCCGGCGCCACCGGAUGCCAGCAACUGUCCGGCAGAAGACCCUGGCGUCUCUAAGAUUAGGAGCAAGCUGCGGCGCCUGCUGGGCGCGCAGGGCCAAGGGCUCAAUCAGAGCGUCAGCGGGCCGAGCGGAGCUCCCACGCCCAGCCUAAGCAAAUCCGGCAGCUUUCGCAGCACAGCCUCUAUGGAGCUCAACAGCGGCACUGCAAGCCCCCACCGCCCAAGCCCUCACACCCCCACAUCCAGCGUUCCCAGAGGGCGGUUCGCUAGCGCCAUCAUCGCGCCCACCUAUCCACAUCCCCCGCCAACCACCCCACCCGGCACCUCCACCCCCCUCAAUCCCAUGGCCACAGCCCGCCCCGGUCCCACGCCACCGUUGCAACCCCCGCCAACCGCCGCCAUGGCGCCACCGGGGUCCCCAGCAGCUGCCUCCGCCAGCGUCCGAGGCCUAACGCUGCGCCGUGCCGUGUCCUUCAGCCCCACCACCACCUUCCCGCCGCUCAACUCCUCAACCUCCACCUCACCGCAACCCCCCGGCGGGCCCAUGGUCUUGAGCAGCAGUGGUAUGAUUCCCGGACCCGGCGGUGUGGCGUUGGAGCGGGCGGCGGCACCACGCGCCAGCUUCACCGCUACGCACUCGUUCCAGGUCCCUACACGGACGUCAGGGAUGGUCAUGGUGCCGGAGGACGAAGCGCUGCCCGAGGACACGCCCAACAGUGAGCCCGGGGCGCACAGCCUGCCGAGCAACGCCAACAAUGCUGCUGGGCGCUGCGGACAGUACGUCGACAACGCCCUGCGCAACAGCGUCAGCGCCGACACAGAGACCACCUUGCCCACGUCGGCAGUCGACGGCACCGUCUACGUGCUGGCGCCCGGCGGAGGCGGCAUUGUACGACAGAUCUCCUUGCCGGCGCCAUGCGGCCCAGAUUCGGGCCGAGUCAUGGUACGGAACAGCAACAGCGGGAACUUGAGCAUCGGCAGCGCCGCCGCCGCCAAUGCUGCGCUGCUGGAACCGCAGUCAUCGGCAACGCCGCCGCCUUCACGCGGCGGCCUCAUCCCUAGGAACCGAGCCAGCGGCAGCGCCAGCGGCGGCAGCGCCAACCCCGCCGCCGCCGGUCUCAUGAGCCUGUCCUCUGGGCAACUCCGGCUAGACCCCGCCACUCGCGCCUCCCUCUCCUCCCCAGCUGCAACGCCCCGCGGGCCUUAUCACAGCGUUCCCCAUCAGCCCACCCCGCCCACGCAACCCCACCCCCCGCAGCCCCCCUCCAUCUCCUUGCCGCUCCAGCCCACCCAACCCACCCAGUUCAUACACCACCUGGCCGCACAUUCUCAUCCGCAUGCUGCCCCUGCCGUGGCGCCCUCGCCACACACGCCCAGCUCCAGCCCCAUGGUUUCCACGUCGGGCAUGGCCCAGGCGCCGCCCUCGCAUCCCCCCUCGCACCCCACCCUUACGAGAGGCAUGUCCGCCCUCAGCCUCGUAUCCGCCGGCGGCGGCCGCAUCAGCCACGGUGCACCGGGCAGUGCAUGGAGCACCGGGGCAGGUGGCGGCGGCGGCAGCGGAGGAGCCGCAGGCGGAGGAGGUACAGCAAUGCAGCAGCAGUCGCAGCAGCACGAAGCUGGAGGCCAUGCUGGAGGCGGCGGCGGCGGAGGCGCUGCUGUCAUGCAGCAGGGCGGGGCGGGGACGCCUCCGUCGACGGCGCAGUCUGUACGGCGGACGCACAGCACCAUUGACGCCACCGCCAUUCGGGCUCAGUCGGAGAUCCCGCCUAGCUCUCCAGCGGGAUCGCUUAUGGCUAUCGGCGCCGGGAUGCCUGCCGAGAUGCGGCGCAAGGAGUGGCGCAUGGAGGACUUCACACUGCUCAAGAAGCUGUACAAGGGCAACUACAGCGCCGUGCAUAAAGCCCUGGACCGAACCUCCAUGCGCUUGGUGGUGGUCAAGGUGUACGACACGACCCGCAUGACGGAACUUGCAAGGAACCACGUACGGCGUGAGGCCGCCCUUCACUCCCAGUUGGACCACGACAACAUCCUGAACCUCUACGCAGUCUUCCAACAGGGCCCCUACGUGCUGCUGAUAGAGGAGGUGGCGGAGGGCGGCGACCUCUACCACGUGCUCAAGGGUGUUCCCGGCCACCGACUGCAAGAGGACCGCGCAGUGAUCGGCGUGCUGCUGCCACUGCUGCGCGCCCUGGGCUAUCUGCACGAGCAGGGCAUUUGCCACCGGGACAUCAAGCUGGAGAAUAUCCUGUUCUCCGACCGCCACCACACCCACAUGCUGCUGGCCGACUUUGGCAUCGCGCUGUCGCUGCGGCAGGAGCGAGCGGUCACACGCGCAGGCACCACCGAGUACAUGUCCCCCGAGCAGCUGCGCUGCCCCUUCAAGCGCCACCCCUCGGACAACAAGGACCGAACCGACCUGCACUACGGCCUGGGAGUGGACGUGUGGGCCACCGGCGUGCUGGCGUACGAGCUGCUCCACGGCUACCCGCCCUUCCUGGGGGCUAACCGGGAGGAGACGGAGCAGCUCAUCGCAACGGCGGCGGUGCAGGUGGCGCCGCAGCUCUCCUCGGGCGCUCGGGACUUUGUGCUGUCCUGCCUUCAGAAGGACCCCGCGGAGCGCCCCACUGUGCAGCAGCUCAUGCAACACCCCUGGAUGCGCGCGCACAUGCGCCAACCGCGCAACUAGGACUCCAACCCCUCUCAUGCGAGCAGCGAACACGUUUUCAGCGUGCAGCGCGAUAUACAGCGCCACGAAUGCAGCACCAAGUGCAUGUGUGUGCAUGGGUUGUGAAAGUACGGCGAGCCGAGCGCUUGGCGAGGAGGAGGAGGAGGUCAGCAGCAAGAGUGAGCUGGCGGAGAGGGUGCACAAAAGCAGCAGCAGAAAUGUUGGGGUUGAGGCAAAAGCGCCCAAAGCAGAGAUGUGUUUUGCCGCAGGAGGAACCGAGCGAGCGAGCCCGGAGCUUUGCUGUGUUGUAGGAUGGAUUAUGGUUAUGGAAGAUCCCGGAGGGCUGGAGGAGGCCUGCAUUUGAAAAGUGGAAAGGGUGAAAGCGACAAUGCGCAACCGCAAAAGCCGCCGUAUGGUGGCUUACGUGUGCUUGAAGACGAAGAGUUAAGAGGAGUUGAUGAGAUGAAUGUAUGUGCUAGCUGUGUUGCACUGGAGGAGGUACGGGUGAGCUUGAAGCACGACCGGUGGAUGGCUUGUGGUGCUGUUGCUCGAUGCCGUGAAUGGGUGUUUGUUGUUGCUCGUACCGCGAUUGGCAUGUUUGCUGUGUCACUGUAUCGCGCGCGCGUGGAAUUGCAUAUGCCUGUUUGGAAACGGAGGGGCGCAGAGCUCCUUUUCGUUGCCCUGAUAUGGUUUGUGUGUCUUGGACUAGUUUGCGCGCCGUAUGUCUUUUGCGUGCGUGACAUCUUAUUCCCAUUCCUCAUGGUUUGUUUCAUUUUUUGUCCGCGUUAUAGCGCCCUCCUGGCCGAGUCAAGUCAAAACUGACCGGACAGCAUUUGACUUGCUGCCUACAUUAAUGACUUUUAUGGCGCCGCCGAACAUGUGGCAACCGACAACGGCUAACGACGUGAGACAUCCAAAACAGCUUUUGGGUGGUCGCCCCUGUCAACAACAUCGUCGUGUGGUGGCUGUUGGCAGGGGUAGUUGCUUUGCAAUGACAGCCCUUCGGAAGGCGGGGGGCGUCUGCCUGGCGUGCGCAUCGGUGUGUGGUGUAUGCCACUGCAGCAGCGGUUUGCCUUGGGGAUUAUUCAUGGAGAGGAAAGGCGUUGGAUGGACGUCUGUGGCCGAAGAGGAGAAGUGCUGUCUGUGGACGUUGAAGAGAAGGGGAGUUUAGUUGAAUGGUGCGAUAUGUGUUACGUCAGGCUAUGAGUGGUGGUGAUCGGGUCUGUCGUUCUGGAAAGGCUUUUGGGGCUUUGGCACAGUUCCAUUUGGAUCCUGCCUGUCGAAAGUACUUUGGUGUUGACCCGUGGGUCAUGGCGGCAUGGGUUUGCCGUUUUGUUAUGAAGGUCGGCAGGCGCUAUGUUGCGGCGGUAUUGACUGGGGUCGCCCCGCGAUACGUCAUAAUGAAGUACGGCAAACUUGAAAAGCUUAUUAUUGUGUGUCUGGGUUGGGUUGUAAGAGCUCUGGAGCCGAGAAUGUGGAGCUAAUAGAGGGAGCGUACAGGACAAAUUCGUGACGGUUGUAAGUUGGGAACUACUGGUGAUCCUCGAAAUUUACUUGUUGUAGGCAGGCGUGAUAUCGUGUGCCUUGUCUAGCUCACUGGCAGUUAGUGCUGGCUCUGGUGUUGGGGUGGGUGGUACGGAUGACCCAUGGGUCGGGCAGCUCUAUUCCUGGGUUGUUCUGGGGCGUUCGCUGAGCGGGAGCGUCCCUCUAUCCCUUCAAAUGCGCUCCUUAUUGCUUCCUUCGGCUCGGGAUUCUGCGAUGUGUUGGGGCCUUAUCCCUUAUAUGCACCUAGGAUCGUGUGAAGGGGGUGGCCCAGGGAGGCGCCUCUCGGUACCUGGAGUACAUCUCCGAUCUUGGUUGGGCAAGCGCUGAUGACGUGAUUUGUUUACACCACAUAUACAGUGACAGUAGUUACUUGUGCAUUAUUUCGGGCUAGCGCUGCAUCGCCCGUUGGAAUCGGCGGGUUCAAAUCAUCAGCUCAUGAGCAGUCGCGUCGUUGGCUUUUGCAUGCUGCCCAAUGGCACCUCCACCGCAUCGGUUCCCUCGGCAAACACUUACUUGUGUCCCGCACAAGGAAGACGAGGAAGGGGGCGUGUUGGUGGCUAUCCUCCCAGUUUGAUGGCAUGUCAUUUGCUGGGCCGGGAGACGCUUACUUCAGGUGGGCCGGUUCUUUUCGGUCGAGCGUUAAGAGUUGCGUGGGAGGUGUGUGUGAGCCGGUAUCCAGAAGACAACCGCCGUCUGCAGCGCGGCCUGUGACUUGUUAUGGCUGGAUUACUUAAUAUCGAACGCUGCGAAUCGCUGAAAGGGGUUGGGAGGUUUGUGGCUUUGCUGCUCAACUAGUGUGCAGCCCCUCUGGUGCUGGGUUUCCCGGCGCUUCCUGAAGCAUGUAUCUAAUGCGUUAACUGGCGCUGUAGGAACAUGAGACGUAACAGUUGCGUCACCAAGCGCGGGUUAUUUCACGUCGCGUCGUAAUGUGGUGGAAGUGAAACCUCUGGUGGUUGAUGGGUCGGCAGCGUGCAUGUUCCGGCUUGCCGUCCUGUCUCCAAACUAGGCAUGCAAAGGCGACUAGCCCGGACCCGAAGAUUGUUAUCAUUAUCCAUGGGCAGACAGGAAGACUCCUUCGGGCGGGUCUGCAUGCACGAGACAUGCAGACGACGUGGUAGUAACCGGCGUCACUCAGGUACCUGUGCUAGGCUUCCACGAAGGGGUUAAAUACGUGGCAGGGUUCUACGUUUUCCCGGAUAUUUGCUGACAUGGGUUUAAUGAAGCUAUAUGUAUGAAGUUGCUGAAAGGACGUGUCCCCACCUCCCCACUGGGGAAUGCAGUGGUGAGCCCAGCAGGGGUAGUAUUUAGCGUUGAAGCGUGUCGACCGGAAGGUGAAGACGCGGCGCCACAUUCCAGCCUGCGUUGCACGCUCUUCUUGCGUGCGUCGUUCGUCGUUCUUGCGUGCAUACGUGCUUCCCUAGUGAAGGCGCAGCGGGCAGGACCGCAAGGGGCCAUUUGACACGUUACCCUGCUUCCCAUGGCGCAUGGACCGGUGAACGUGUGUCUUGUGCUCCAGCUGUACGUCCUCUGCAGUGUCUCGAGGUUGCUUUGCCAGUUGUUUUCGUUUUCAUAAUAGCGGUAGCGCUAUCCAAGUAAGUAAUAUCUAGUGAGGAUGACUAGGGCUACUGCUCCUACCUGACUACUACGAGAGUCCAACAUAGUUAUCAUAUGCUGACUAAUGCGCUUGUAAACAUGCACCAGCUGACAGCCAUGUCGUGCGCAUGCUGCCUGUCGUGCUACCGUGUCUCAAAGGGCGCACAUGUACGGCUCAGCGGCGUGGCACCGACAGCAGUCCCCUGACGUUCUUAGUAGCCUAUUUAACAAUGCAGGCAUCUGAAGCUUACGCUUCACCCC
Molecule: messenger RNA, 6475 nt
Organism: Astrephomene gubernaculifera
Lineage: Eukaryota; Viridiplantae; Chlorophyta; Chlorophyceae; Chlamydomonadales; Astrephomenaceae
Source: the annotation of a GenBank genome assembly